UCGAACACAAGGUUCGUUUAGCGCAAACAACAGCGAGUGAAUGCGGCAGAUGGACGCAUCGCGACGCGUCGGCCAGGAAUCUGGCCUGGAGCGGAAAACUUCUUCAACGGCGCGACGGCGACGUCCGCGUCGGCGAUUUGUAGUCGCUUGAUACGAAGGUAGACAUGCUGUAUAAACGGCAGUUAUUAGUCAACUGGCGCAUCGCGACUGUAACUGACUGAAAGCGCGCGUUUAAUAAAAAAAAAUAUAAGUAUAAACGCAUGAAGAAUAAUUUGCACUAAUAAUCUCGGUCAUUUCGCCUGCAAGGAAAAGCUUUUCCGUUUCGUUAAGGAAAAAGUGGCGCGGCGGAACUGUGAAGUUCGGAAGUGAAAGUUUUUUAAAGUUUCCCCGUUCGCGCGACUCCAUCACGAGAGCUCGUUGUUGUAAAGUGAUUUAAACUAAAAUCCGCUCUCUUUUAUAGUUCUACGUAAGAGUAAUAAUCUUCUGUUUGUCAUCCCUUCUUAAAACAUUUUAUUGCUUUACAACUUUUAGUGUAGGCAUAUAAAAUAAUCAUGAGAGAAAAUCGCGUUUUUUAAUUUGCAAUGUGCAUCAGUAACAUGUGAAGUAAUUUGCAAAAUGAACUGGUCGUUACCACGGGACUCUGACUCUGUGGUAAACGACAAUCUCCUGACAUGUGCCCGGAUCGGGGUUUCGGACAGCAUUCCCGAUAUAAUGUUCACCAACAUCGCCGCCAUCCCCAGCACCACGACCCAGUGCUCCUUCGGAAAAAACGCCACCGAUUUCUUCAUCGGUUGUGCAUCGUCAACUAUGAGUCUAUACUGUGAUGUUAGCAAAUUGAGCAACAGUGCCCUGUCGUGCACCAAGUGUCUCGCGAACGCUUCCGUGUGGUACAGUUUUGAGUGCGACACGCUAUUUAACGUUUCGGAUUUUGUGAACGACACCAACUGGAGUUGUGUAUCUUCGGACGAGGGUGCAUUUCGGUACAUACUCGCCGGUCUGAACGCAAAUAUUUCCAAUCAGUUGAAAUUUUACUACAAUUCUCAAAAUCAUCAGCAGCAAUACGAUUGGAGCUUUCUGUUUGUCGUGGUGUUCAUUAUUGCCGGAGGACUGGGAAAUAUCCUGGUUUGUUUGGCCGUACUUUUGGACAGACGGUUACAGAAUGUUACUAAUUACUUUCUACUGUCGCUCGCCAUUGCCGAUCUUCUUGUCAGUCUUUUUGUGAUGCCUCUGGGAGCCAUUCCAGGAUUUUUAGGUUAUUGGCCGUUCAGCGUGUUUUGGUGCAACGUUUACGUCACAUGUGACGUAUUAGCAUGUUCUGCGUCUAUAAUGCACAUGUGCUUCAUAAGCCUAGGUCGUUAUUUGGGCAUUCGGAAUCCAUUGAAAACUAGACAUAGUACAACCACCAAGACAAUCAUCCUAAGGAUAGCCCUAGUCUGGCUAUUAUCCAUGCUAGUGUCGAGCAGCAUUACGUUAUUGGGUAUAAUAAACCACGACAACAUAAUGCCUAGGCCCCGCGUGUGCGUAAUAAACAAUAGGGCCUUUUUCGUUUUCGGCUCCCUAGUGGCAUUCUACAUGCCCAUGGUGAUAAUGGUUGUGACAUACGUACUAACCAUACAACUGUUAAGAAAGAAAGCCCGUUUUGCCGCCGAGCACCCGGAAGCUGAUCAAUUCCGAAGACUUGGAGGACGUUUUCAUUUAAAACACGAAAGGGCCGCAACAACGCCAACAGCCACAGCGGCGACAAUAGCCGGCAUAUGGAGAUCUUUUGGAGGAAAUGAAAGAAUAUGCCUAAAUGGGGGAAAUGCUUCGAAUAUCAGCGGGCAGGUGAACAAAAGGGACCAGGGCACGCAAACGCCCCAAAAUAUAGCCCGUGAAACCAGGAAUUCCGCUCUAAGGUCUCUCAAAAUGCAACUCAACAACGUCCCCAGCAAUUUUAACCUCAAGAUGUUGACAGGACGAGUGAAGCGAAAAAAUAUAGCCAAUUCGGUGGCGACGGAACAACGAGCUUCCAAGGUACUGGGUUUGGUAUUUUUCACCUUCGUGUUGUGCUGGGGUCCCUUUUUUAUCCUCAACAUUAUCUUCGCAGCAUGUCCUGAAUGUCCUGUGCCCGAGCACGUGAUAGACGUUUGUUUAUGGUUGGGAUACGUCAGCUCCACCAUCAACCCUAUCAUUUACACGAUCUUUAACAGAACAUUCAGGGCCGCCUUUAUCAGACUCUUACUUUGCAAAUGUCACAGGUUAUCAAGACCGACACGAUAUAGAUCAGUAACUGAAGCAAGGGGUGCAGCUAGUUUGUGUAGGCCGUCGGCUUUACCUUUGGCCAUCAGUUUGCAAGGGACGCCACUGGUAACACCGGGCUCUGAAGAAACGUCUUACAUGGUUAUCAGGACAUCGUCCUCAAACUUCAAGGAUACGGACGAUUCACAGGACGAGGAUAUCUGACGAAAAACUGACGUUGGAACGCGAACGUUAAUAGGCCUUUUUUAAACAAACGUUAAACAAUCUAGGUUUGCAAAAAAAUAUUUUAGCAAAUUUCAUUCUUUCAUCAGAAUUUGUCUUUUAUAAACGCACACCGAAGAAGACGGGAACAAGGCAUGAUGAUGUUUCUUCUAAUGU
Agrilus planipennis (emerald ash borer) is the source of this 2616-nucleotide messenger RNA. It is a transcript of the gene 5-HT2A, whose product is annotated as 5-hydroxytryptamine receptor 2A. The record is from RefSeq and is a predicted model, not a curated record. The transcript is spliced from 7 exons. Gene Ontology annotation, cellular component: dendrite; membrane. The coding region runs from base 616 to 2442 and encodes 608 amino acids. NCBI's taxonomy places the organism in Eukaryota, Metazoa, Arthropoda, Insecta, Coleoptera, Buprestidae. Gene Ontology annotation, molecular function: serotonin binding; neurotransmitter receptor activity; G protein-coupled serotonin receptor activity. Gene Ontology annotation, biological process: chemical synaptic transmission; serotonin receptor signaling pathway; G protein-coupled receptor signaling pathway, coupled to cyclic nucleotide second messenger.